Messenger RNA from Ylistrum balloti, 2262 nucleotides. Its product is annotated as chorion peroxidase-like. Bases 1 to 2262 code for a protein of 753 amino acids. The record is from RefSeq and is a predicted model, not a curated record. Gene Ontology annotation, molecular function: heme binding; peroxidase activity. Lineage: Eukaryota; Metazoa; Mollusca; Bivalvia; Pectinida; Pectinidae. The transcript is spliced from 12 exons. Gene Ontology annotation, biological process: response to oxidative stress.
AUGACUUCAAUACUGAAAGUGAGCUCCAUGGCUCUGACGAUGGCUGUAUGCCUUGUUCAAGCAAAUGCGUCACGUCCGACUUCCGUCCGAUUUACGAACUACCCUAUUCUUCCUAAUAUGAUAGCGAGCUCAAUAUUUGCGGCAGUCACGAAACUUGAACUAGAGAAACAAGCGAAGGAAAAACUUUACCAAGCAGGGAGUGCUGCGAGGUGGACUAGCAACGGUUGGAGUCAUGCCCAUCGAUAUUUAGAUCCUGUGGCUGUCUCUCAGAUGAAUGAUAAUUCAUUCCUAACUGUUCAAUCAGCCAAGGAACUGGUUCGUCGAACAAAUACACCACUUCCUCAUCUUCAGUCUGAUCCAAAUGUAGUUUUGGAAUGGCGGAAGCAGAUCAACUCAAUAUGUAGCACCCCGAUACCACAGUGUAAUCCAAAUGAUAUAUAUCGAUCAGCCGACGGCACGUGCAAUAACCUUGAGAACCCCACAUGGGGCUCCUCCAUGAGACCAUACCUUCGAUACCUGCCGGCAGCCUAUGACGAUGGUAUAGACAUACCACGACAACACAGUGUAAAUGGCGGACGCCUAUUUAGUCCUCGUGUAAUCAGCAAUGUCUUACACAGCACUGGACGGAGUGACCUUGACGAAGGAGGUCGUUCUGUGCUGUUGAUGUCUUGGGGAACAAUAACCGCUCUCGAUCUUUUAGGAACAAGUGUGUCGCAAGGUUUAAAUAAUUCCGAUAUCACGUGUUGUCCUGUCGGUCAAUCUACAGCGGAUCAGAUAGCUUCGUGUUUUCCUAUCAAGAUACCAAAACAUGACCGUCGAUUUCGUUCAAAUUGCAUGAAUUUUGUGAGAUCGGCAACGGCACCUUCCCCAAUGUGUGAUAUGGACGUGCGAAACCAGAUAAACGAGCAAACAUCCUACAUAGAUGCAUCGAUGAUAUAUGGAUCAACACAAGCUACCCAGAACCGACUGCGACAGGGAAACGGAGGCUUUCUGAAGACGGGUCCAGGAAGCCUGCUCCCACCAGCAGACGACAGCACAUGUAUACUAUCCAAUCCCGGAGAGUUCUGUUUUGAUGCCGGUGACCAAAGAAACACCCUGGUACCAUCGCUUGCGGCUCUGUAUACAGUUUUAGUUCGAGAACAUAACAGGAUAGCUAAACAGCUUCACUACUACAAUCCUCUCUGGUCUGAUGAGAAACUUUUCCAAGAAACUCGAAAAAUCAUAGCAGCUUUUGUUCAGCACAUCAACUACAAUGAAUACUUACCACACGUCCUAAGUGACAUACACAUGCGAGUGCAUGGGCUGUAUUCUUCACCAAGAGGCUACAACAAUGUGUAUAAUCCAAAGCUCAAUCCUACGGCAGCCAACGUCUUCGGGGCGGCAGCCUUCAGAUUUGGACAUUCCAGUGUUCCAAGCUUCCAGGGAAUAAAGGAUCUGCACACUCAGUAUGCAAUCCAAGUACCAACAGAGCUUACUUACCUAAGACCGAAUUUAUUGUUUGCUGACAAUGGACAAGGUGUUGAUAAAGUGAACUUUUGGCAGCUUAAUUCUAUACAAGCGAAACAGGAUAGAUUCUUUCAAGAUGCUACAAGGAAUGAAUUAUUCUUAAAUGAAAGUGGUGACGCGCUCGACCUGGCAGCGAUUAAUAUUCAAAGAGGGCGUGACCAUGGUCUGCCUUCAUACAAUGCAUGGAGGAAAUGGUGUGGAUUACAUCCUGCACUUCACUUCAGAGCGAGCCCUGGGGGACUCAUACAUCACGACCCUCUGUCAGCAAUUCUUUUAUCCAAAGUUUACAAGCAUCCCGAUGAUAUUGACCUCUACACGGGUGGCCUAUCUGAGGCUAAAAUUAAAGGUUCAAUUACCGGUCCGACCUUCUCGUGUAUCCUAGCCAAGCAGUUCCAGUUACUGAAAGAGGGAGACAGAUUCUGGUACGAACACAACCUCCCAGGUGUUGGAUUUACAGCAGCCCAGUUACAUGAAAUCAAAAAAGUUCGACUUUCUCAAAUUAUGUGUCGGAACACUCGUAUUAGGCAAAUCCAGAAAAAUCCUUUCAAGGUACCUUCUCUGUACAACCAAAUUGUUGGAUGUGAAUCUUUACCGAGAAUCGACCUACGCCAUUGGAUUGAACGAUCCAGACACCACGUCUACGUAUUUCCAGUGACGUCACGUCAAUUCUUCAAUUCAGCGGUGAUGGUACCAAACAACCCCGUGCGUCUAUGGACAUUCGCGUUGCCUGCGACUCUUCAGGCGAUUAAUUUGUGA